GGUGCGUGCGCUGAGCAGACGUUGGCAGUGUCAGUACACGGUUGUUUCGGCACGAAUCGAAAACUUAUUACUGCUUUGGUGUUUUUAGCGCGUUGGCCGCGUUUGGUAGGCGUAUUUUGUGUGUGUCGCUGGUUGGAUUUUCGAAUUUCGAAAAUUUGAACGCAGUAAUUGUACUGUAACGAAACGGUUUCAGGCGAAAUAACGGUUGUGCAGCAGCAAAAGUUUUUAUCUCCAAUUGUGUGAAAUAAAGUCGGGCUAUUUUUCAUAAAAACAUUUAAAUAUACCUAAAAAAACUGAAAAACAAACUAAAAUUGCUCCCACCUCUCUGCAAGUAAAUUAAUAAAGUUUGCGAAAAAUAACAAAAUAAUAUUUUGAUAAUGCAAAAAUAUUGAAACAGUGACGGAAGUUCAAAAUUAAAACCACAAACACACACAUCCUCUGGGCGCAGCGCAGCUAAGCGCGCAUCACCGCAGUUAUAACCGCAGCAUAGCGUAGUAAACAAAAAUUCAAAACAAAAAACAACAAAAACAAAUAGACAACAAAACUAAAAACAACAACCAUCAAAAUUACAACAAAAAGUUCACACAACAACAACACAGUUACUACAGCGCUCCCACUAACGACCACAACCAACGCUUCCCGGCAGCCAUACAACAACACUAGACAAUAUAGAAAGCACAAAAAACGAGAAACAUUAAGUGAAAUCCCAAAAGGCGCACGCGAAAUGGGCUGCAACACCAGUCAAGAGCUGAAGACAAAAGACGGCAACGCUGGCAGCGCUAAUGGCGAGGGUGAGCUCGUCGCCGAGGCCGCCACCAACGCCGCCAACACCGCAACCAGCAAUGGCAAUGUUGGCGGCACUGUGAGUGUCGGCGAGCAGAAUGGCAAUUUGGCGGAGCAACAGAAGGCGGUUGGUGGUGGCAGCGCUGGCAGUCAAACCAGAAAGACAGCAUCCGCAGCUUCUGCCGUGUCAGCCACGUCCGCAGCAUCGGCAGGUUCGGCGGCCACGGCGACGUCAAACAAUCUCACAAAUCACUCGAAAUCAAAUUCAAUUAUAAGUAACGGUGAUGCUAACAAGCGCAGCGCCUCACGCGACGAGGGUGACGGUGGCAUACUCGAGAAGGCGUUGGCGGCUGUGAAACAGCAAUGCGAUAAAGCGGAAAUAACCGAGUUCAACGAUAUGAGCGAAUUGGGUGAAUUGGGCGAACUGGGCGAAGACGAAGCCAAAGCCGCCACUAAAAUCCAAGCCGUUUUUCGAGGACACAAAGUAAGAAACACCAUGAAGAAGAGCGAAACUAAAUCCACCCCCACCGCUAGCGCCAACGCUGCGUCUGCUAACAAAAUUGAUCAUAGCAAAACCGUUGCUGCGUCGGCGGCAGCUGCAGCCGCAGCCGCAGCGGCGGAGCCAACCAAAGCUGAAUUAGAGGCUGAAUUCGAUCCCAAUGACAAAGAACUGUGUGACGCAGCUGCGAAAAUUCAGGCCGCCUUCCGCGGCCAUAUGACACGCAAAGUUGUGACUAAAGACACGCCCGACGAUAUCGACAUACAGGAGAUCACCAAGAAGGUAGCCGAAGAGCUGGAUAUUGAUCUAAGCGAUCCGGAAUUGAAUAAGGCAGCCACCAAAAUUCAAGCCUCAUUCAGAGGCCACAAAAUUCGCAAGGAAAUAGGAACCGAAUAAGAGAAUCUUGUGCCCAUAUUUUCCUCAUUAAACAACCAAAAAACAAAACAAUGUUGCAACAGAAAAAUUAAUUAAAGAAAAGCAUAAAGCAGUAAUACUAAAAUAUGGAAAAGAAUAAUUGCUAAAAAUGUUAAGUAAAUACAAUUUGAAUCAAAUAAAAAAAAACCUAAAUUAAUUAAAGAAAGCAUAAAGACACAUAGAUAAUGAUAAACAAAAAUAUCAAGCCAUUUGUGAGGGCGGUUAUUUAGGAGAUUCAAAGCAUAUGCAACAGUGUUGCCAUACACCUACAAUUGCAUACACUGAGCGAAAAACACACAAGCUUUUCAACUGCUGAAGGACAAAGCAUAAAUAAAUAUAAAUUGUUGAGAAAAUUUUAAUAGCAAAUGAUAAAUGUUGAACAAAUAUUAACACAAAAUAAAAAUCAAACUAAGAAAACAAAACUAAUAUUGACACUUUAUAAGGGUUCAAACCAAUGUGCGCAGUGUUGCAUUUUUGCUAAAUUAAUUCAAUAUGAAAAAUAAAUAUCAAAAACAAAAUUGCAAAUACUUUGACCUUAAAACAUAUUUUUGGUCUCAGAAAUAUUUUUAGUCUCAGCAGAAGCAAUUUUGGUCUCAACAGAACCAUUUUUGGUCUCUGAAAUAUUUUUGGUCUCAGCAGCAAUAUUUUUGGCGCAUUUUUGUUUGGUCGCAUAUUUUUUUCACAGCACUGUUCCGCAGCAUAGGGGUUUCACAAUACAUUCUUUGAGCUUUAUGAUAAGUAACUGAUAUAAAUAUAUAUUUUUUAAUUUACAAAAAGUAGUAAUUAAAAUAAUAAGAUAUAUAUUAAAUAUUAUAGUCUAUGUAUUUUAGCUGGUUUGGCGAUUGUAAAGACUGCAGAAUCGCACCAGCAGACAACAAAAGCUUUGCCAAAUUAUGUAGUUGUUGACAUUAUGUAGAGCUCGCUAUAAGUUUUACUUACUAUUUUGCAGAUAAAAAAACACAAAGCUUUAAAAUUUGCAAAAAAAAUUUUGAGAGCAGAAAAAAACUUCGAAAUUUAUUUAAAACAAUUUUAAGAACAGAAAAAACUAAAAUUUCAAAUUAAAAAAAUUUAAAACAGAAUAAACCCGAAUUUCGAAAUUUUUCCAAAUUUUUUUGGAACCAAAAUUUCGAAAUUUAUUUCAAAAAAAUUUAAGGAAAGAAAACUCUAAAAUUUCGAUUUAAAAAAAACUAGAAUUUCGAAAUUUUUCCAAAUUUUCUUUUGAAACCAAAAUUUCGAAAUUUAUUUCAAAAAAUUUUUGGGAACAGAAAAAACUAAAAUUUCUAAUUAAAAAAUAUUUAAAACAGAACAAACCGGAUUUUCGAAAAUUUUCCAAACAUUUUUUGGAACCAAAAUUCCGAAAUUUAUUUCAAAAAAUUUUAAAACAGGAAAAACUAAAAUUUUGAAUUAAAAAAUAUUUAAAACAGAACAAACCGGAAUUUCGAAAUUUUUCCAAAAAUUUUUUGGAACCAAAAUUUCGAUAUUUAUUUCAAAAAAAAUUUUAAGAACAGAAUAGACUAAAAUUUCGAUUUUAAAAAAAUUUAAGACAGAACAAGACCGAGUUUGGAAAUUAAAAAAAAAAAUUUCAGAGCGAGUUGCUAACUAAAAUUUCGAAAUAUAUUUGAAAACAAUUUUGAAAACAGAAAAAAACCAAAAUUGCGAAGUAAAAAAAAUUAAAACAGAGCAAAACCAAAUUUCGAAAUUUUUCCAAAAAUAUUUUGGAACCAAAAUUUCGAAAUUUAUUUCAAAAAAAUUUUAAGAACAGAAAAAACUAAAAUUUCGAGUUAAAAAAAAUUUAAAACAGAACGAACCCGAAUUUCGAAAUUUUUCCAAAAUUUUUUUUGGAACCAACAUUUAUUUCAAAAUUUCAAACAAAAUUUAAGAACAGAAAAAACUAAAAUUUUGAAUUAAAAAAUAUUUAAAACAGAACAAACCGGAAUUUCGAAAUUUUUUUAAAUAUGUUUUGGAACCAAAAUUUCGAAAUUUAUUUCAAAUAAAUUUUAAGAACAGUUAAAACUAAAAUUUCAAAUUAAAAAAAGAUUUAAAACAGAACAAACCGGAAUUUCGAAAUUUUUCCCAAAUUUUUUUUAAACCAAAAUUUUGAAAUUUAUUUCAAAAUAAUUUUAAGAACAUAAAAACUAAAAUUUCGAAUAAAAAAAAUUUAAAACAGAAUAAACCUGAAUUUCGAAAAUUUUGUAAACAUUUAUUGGAACCAUAAUUUCGAAGUUUAUUUCAAAAAAAUUUUAAAAGCAGAAAAAACUAAAAUUUCGAAUUAAAAAAAAUUUAAAACAGAACAAAUCCGAAUUUCGAAAUUUUUUUAAACCAAAAUUUCGAAAUUUAUAUCAAACAAAUUUUAAGAACAUAAAAAACUAAAAUUUCGAGUAAAAAAAAAUUUAAAACAGAAUAAACCGGAAUUUCGAAAAUUUUGCAAAAGUUUUUUGGGACCAAAAUUUUUAAAUUAAAAAAAAAAAUUUUGGAACAGAAGAAAACAAAAUUUCGAACUAAAAAAAUUUAAAGCGUGUUGCUAACUAAAAUUUCGAAAUGUAUUUCAAAACAGUUUUGAGAGUUGAAAGAACCAAAAUUACGAAUUAAACAAGGCAAAACCAAAUUUUGAUUUUUUUUAAUUUUUGAGACUGUGUUGCUAAAAUAAACCAAAAUUUCGAAAUUAAAUUUUUUUUCAAAUUGCUCUCUUUAAGCUCGCUCUUUUCAAAUCUCUUAUUCGUUCAAUAUUAUUAAUAACAGUAAUUAAAAUGAAAAAUGCAAAAAAAUAUAUUUCGAACUGCUAACUGCGAGUAUUCAAACCUAAUUUCACACACACAAAUAUGUAAAGUACAUAAAACAACAACAAAUACCAAUGAGUAAUUAAUAUUCAUAAAGUAAGUAAACAAUGUUUAACAGCGUAACUACAACAACAACAAACAACUAUUGGAUUACAAAACAGAAACAGAAAGUACAUACGAACAGAAAAAAGCGGAGCGCAUGACCUUGUAUGUAUGUAAGCCAGAGAGGGAAAUAAAAUAAAUAAAAAAUUAAAUAAGAACUAUAAAAAAAUAUUUGAGCGAGAAAUUUAGCUGAAAACCAUGGCACGGCCCACAGACUAUUUCACAAAAAAAUUUUCAAGCAAAAAUUUCACAAAAAAGUUUUCGAACUAAAAAUUCACAAAAAAUUUAUAUUUAUUUACAUUUUAAUUGAUAGCUACCCACACUGUUACACACAUGCAUGCACUUCCGGUGCGGAUUUCGCUAAAAUUGUGAGUGGGUGGUUAACGGUAAACCCGAAGCGAAAACAGUUUUAUAUAAAUAUACGAUAUUUAUGUUUAUAUGCACAUAUGUAUGUGUGUAUGUUAUGUACGUAUGUAUAUCGUCACUUAAAAUGUAAAAUAACAUAACAUCACUUUUAAUAAGUUUGCAGGCGAAAGAAAAUGUUUUAAUAGAAAGUACUCAUAUUCAAACAAAAUUUGAGUAUUGGUUAUAAAAUGGUUAUAUAUUGGCUAGCAUACACUCAUAAAAUGGUUAUAUAUUGGUUACCAUCCACUCAUAAAAUGGUUAUCUAUUGGUUAUCAUUCACUCAUAAUGAAAAAAAAUUGAGUUUUGGUUAUAAAAUGGUUAAACAUUCAUGUUCAAACAAAAUUUAAGUUUUGGUUAUAUAACGAUUAUGUAUUGGUUAAUAUAACUGAUAGUGAUUUCGAUUCUUUUUUUUUGAUGACACGCUGUUUUUCAUUUGAAACAAAAUUUAAGUUUGGGUUAUAAAGUGGUUAUAUAUUGGUUAUCAUACACUCAUAAAUUAGUUACAUAUUGGUUAUAGUAUGUAUAUUGGUUAUCAUUUACUCAUAUUGAAACAAAAUGUGAGUUUUGGUUAUAAAGUGCCUAAACAUUCAUAUUUAAACAAAAUUUAAGUUUUGGUUAUAUAACGGUUAUGUAUUGGUUAUUAUAACUGUUAGUUAUUUUGAUUCUUUUUUUUUUUGAUGACACGCUGUUUUGCAUUUGAAACAAAAUUUCAGUUUUGGUUAUAAAUUGGUUACAAAUUGGUUAUUAUAACUGAUAGUGCUAUUCGAUUCUUUUUUUGUGAUGAUACGCUGUUUUGCAGUUUAGGUGACAAUAUGUAGAUAUAUGUAAAUACAUAUGUACAUAUGUAUGUAUACAUCUAAAUAUAACUAUGUAUUUGUAGUUGUUGUUUUUGCCAGCUAAAAAGCGUGAAACUAUGAUUGCCGCGCAAAUAAUCAGCGUAAAUGUUGCCGCAUCAAUUACCGUUAUGUCUAUUUGCAUUAGCACACCAAUUUGAGAGUUGCCUACAAAAACAACCACCCACACACAGACAUACACACACAUAUAUACACAACACACAUACACUUGCAAACCACAAAUACAGCUAACUAAUUCAUUAAACCGUUGGCGUGAGCGAUUAACAGCAUCUUAUUUACUUUACGCAAACUCAAUUUAUCAUUAUUUUAAUACAAAUGUAAUUAGCUCUAUUUCUAGCAAUUAAUUCUAUUCAAUAUUUUACACUAAUUAACUGAUUCAAACUGUUUAAUUAAGCACCGUUAUUCGGUGGAAAAAAUUUUUGAAAACUUGAAAUUCAAUGCCGCAAUGUAUUUUACUAUAAUAAUAAUAACAACAACAAUGUAAGAACAUAUUAAAAAAUAUUUAAAAAAAAUCUUCACAACAUCACCAAACAAUACAACAACAACAAGAACACAUUACGAAAAAAUUUCUACACGCUGCUGCUUCUUUGGCGGCGUCUCCACAGGGCCUCUCUUUACAAACUCCUAAACAGUAUUGCAAUUGUGAAAAAACAAAAAACAACAACAAAAACAAAUUUCAACAAAUUUGAACAAAAUUAAAAGGUAAAAUAACAAAAAACACAUAGCAAUUGAAAUUGUAAUGCCGCAAAUUGUGUGGAAACUAAAUUUGUGCAAAUAAAUAAAAUUGAAAUAAAAUUUUAACAGCAUUAAUUUAGUGAAAGUAAAGUAAUAAAAGACAAAAACUACAACAA
Molecule: messenger RNA, 6685 nt
Organism: Bactrocera dorsalis (oriental fruit fly)
Lineage: Eukaryota; Metazoa; Arthropoda; Insecta; Diptera; Tephritidae
Gene: igl
Exons: 4
Coding region: 725-1678 (317 amino acids)
Molecular function (GO): calmodulin binding
Source: RefSeq, a predicted model, not a curated record